AUGAGCGACAUUCAAAACGGAGAGCUCAUGAAGCGGGACCAGACCAGCCAAUCACCUACUGUGGCGGAUAGCACCACUACCACUGGGAACGGACACCUUACCGUCAGUCACGCGCUGCCUGUGACUAAUCGACCUGCCGUUUCCCGAUUAGACCUAGUGUACUCUAAGCAGGCGCGCUCAAGUCUUAGGCCGGAGACUGGAGUUGGACGUCUUCUUGCCCUGUUUCCCGACCCCUUCAACCAACAUCACGUCACUUCGUUUGGGAUCCCCAUCCAUAAAGUUGGGCGCAGCCCCAGAUCACACCACCUGUGUCCCGACUAUCAAACGUCUGCGACCACACAGCUGCGAGGCGAAGCCAGCAAUAUGCUUUUGGCAGCCGUGAACUUACCUGCCUCCCUCGACGACGUCAGAGUCAAGAAGCUUCCGCCGUCCUCUUACUACAUUGCGGACUUCAUAUCAGAGGAGGAGGAACGCUUAAUCUUACAAAAGAUAGCUGAGGCGCCGAAACCCCGCUGGAAGCAACUGACUCAUCGACGUCUCCAAACAUGGCCGUCCGAUCUCGUCAACAACAAGCUGAUCGAUGCUCCCUUGCCACAGUGGUUGCAAGAGCCUGUGAUCUCGCGAAUUCUUUCCUUACCUCUUGCCGCCGAUUCUGAUUCGUCCAAUCUCUUCGCUAGCAGUCCUCACAAACGACCGAAUCACGUGCUGAUAAACGAGUAUCCUUCGGGAGUAGGAAUCAUGCCGCAUAAGUUGAGUACAUGUCUUGGAGCAAGUCUGUGUCUGAACCUAUACCAAACCAAGGAGGAUGGUGCCAUGGACCCAGAGCCUGUGGGACGCAUUCUUCAGGAGCCCAGGAGUCUUCUCAUCACCACCGACGACCUCUAUACCGAUUACCUCCACGGCAUAGCCGAUGUCGAGGAGGACGUUGAGCUAUCUGCCGAGACGAUCGUGAAUUGGGACCUUUUGCGUUCGCAGGAUGACUUUUCUGCUGGCCGAAGCGCACGCGCGACCAGGACGAGUCUGACAUACCGGGACGUCAUGCAGGUGUCGAAACUUGGGGCCAAGUUUGGCUUGUUUGGAAAGAAGUGA
Messenger RNA from Colletotrichum lupini, 1089 nucleotides. Its product is annotated as calpain. NCBI's taxonomy places the organism in Eukaryota, Fungi, Ascomycota, Sordariomycetes, Glomerellales, Glomerellaceae. The transcript has 5 exons. Bases 1 to 1089 code for a protein of 362 amino acids. The record is from RefSeq and is a predicted model, not a curated record.